UUUAGCGAACGUGUUGACCGCACAGUAACGACGCCGACGCGACAGUAGCAAGGACGGCGGCCCGGCGCGGCGCAGCUGCCGAGAACGUCGUUUUCACUGACGCAACAUCGAUCGCGCACCUCCACUGGCUAUAACCUUUGCAUUUUCCAACGGGAUUUCGUUGCGACUCCACGGAGUUUUGCCGUCCGACAGAAUUCAAGUGAAAUCAGCUCAUCAGCCGGUGCUGCGCGCCUAAAUUUCCGAUCGUACACGAUCUAUUUCUGAUUUACGACGUGUUCUCCGAAAAAUGAAGACCACCAAGAGCUCCAGCUGAACAACCCCACGAACGAAACCUAAGGAGGGACCACCGCUUUCAGGGUGAAAGUUUUGUGUAACGCCGUCCCAUGCGUCGCCAAGUUGCAAUUUUGAACUGUUCAAGGAACGUUGAUGGCAUUUGAAUUGCGGUACUGCCCUUGGUUUAGUUGUUGCGAAGGCUGAUACUUACGAGGAGAGAAUUAAAAGGCCUAUGAAUAGCCGUCAAAAAGUAUGAAUAAUCGUGACUCGUCGGCGGCUGCAUCGACGCGAGAUUCUUCCCGAUAGCGGCGUCGAUCGCAGACGUCGGCGAUUGACGUCAUCAUCAUUAUAUUCAUUAGUAUCGGCUUAUUGUCCGCUUUGAUAGUAACAACGAUUAAACAUCGAAAUCAUGGACAAGCAGGAGUUUUUUGCGAAUCUACAUUAUUUACCGAUCGCCGUCUUUAUCUCCUUACCUACAGUUUUCAUUUUAACAUACGUAAUCGCUGUCUUAUUGGGGCAUGUGGAAGCUGGUUUUCCUUACAUUUCUGAUGCAGCGACUCACCCACCAGAAAGUUGUAUUUUUUCUCAAGCUGUCAAUUUAAUCGCUAUUCUCAUGGGUUUUAUGAUAUACGUAAGGUAUUUCCAAGUUAAGGAAUGCAUCAGAGCUUUCGGUUUAUCAACUUCUUUGCCGAAAUGGAAUCAUUGGGCUUUAAUUUUUGGCCUGAUAUCAACUGCCGGAUUAUCAAUUGUCGCAAACUUUCAAGAAACAUCAGUAAUAGUAGUUCAUCUUAUCGGUGCAAUUCUCUGUUUUGGAGGUGGUACAGCGUAUUUUUGGACCCAGGCCGUUUGUUCAUUUUACUUGCAUCCUCCAGGAUGCUCAUUACGACUCGCGCAUUUUCGCACGGCGUUAUCAACUUUUUGUACUGUAUGCUUCUUCGUGAUCCUUAUCACAGGCGUGUUGGCUCGUUUGGCCUAUAAGGGAACAAAUCCUCGAAAAUGGUACAAAGAGGAUGGUGGCUGGGAGUUGCAUGUAGCUAGUACGGUAACCGAAUGGCUUUGCGCAAUAGCAUUUUGCGCUUAUAUCCUCACAUUUACGGAAGAAUUUAGGGAUGUCAGAAUAACUCCUCCAAAGGUGAUAUGUAACAUGCACCGCUUAAGUUUGAAUAACGAAAUAUUGAACGAGAGCCAAGACUCCACCGUGGUUCACGAUCAAGCGAAUCCAUCAACCAGUACCUGAUCGCUCAUAGGCAGAGGCGCCGGUGGCUACGUCAAUCUUCUCUCGCAUUCGCCGGUCGAUACACCUUGUCCCGGCUAUCGGUACCGCGAAUCUAGAGGCAAUCUGCUG
Messenger RNA from Solenopsis invicta (red fire ant), 1618 nucleotides. RefSeq names its product DNA damage-regulated autophagy modulator protein 1-like. The transcript is spliced from 7 exons. The record is from RefSeq and is a predicted model, not a curated record. The coding region runs from base 683 to 1510 and encodes 275 amino acids. NCBI's taxonomy places the organism in Eukaryota, Metazoa, Arthropoda, Insecta, Hymenoptera, Formicidae.